Molecule: messenger RNA, 3429 nt
Organism: Acanthosepion pharaonis
Lineage: Eukaryota; Metazoa; Mollusca; Cephalopoda; Sepiida; Sepiidae
Source: the annotation of a GenBank genome assembly
AUGCGGGAAAGAUCGACUGACCUCGUCGGCAGGGGAAUGAACACAAGACAGUUGUUCGGGAUCGCCCGAGUUAGUCACUUGAAACUUGUUUUGUUGUGUCGAACAAAGAAAUGGAAAGAGACUGAGACAGACAAUUCCAUCAAUACCUCCUCUCGUUCUUCUUCUUCUUCAUCUUCUGUUUCUGAAUCGUUUUCUUCUUCUUCUUCUUCUUCUUCAAUACAUUUUCUUUUCCCUUUUUUUCCUUUUACUCCCUUUCCUUUUGUCUUUCUUUCUGUCAUAUUCUUUAGUACGUUUUCUCUUUCUUUCAAUCUGCUUUCUCCUUUCUAUCGUCUUCUUCUUCUUUCUUCUUCUUCUUCUUCUUUCUUCUUCUUCUUCUUCUUCUUCAAUACUUUUCUUUUCCCUUUCUUUAAAGAAUUUUUUACUCCCUUUCCUUUUGGACAUUUUCUGUCAUAUUCUUUAUACUUUUUCUCUUUCUUUCAGUCUACUUUCUCCUUUCUAUCAUCUUCUCCUUUCUUUUUCCACACUAAUCUUUCUGUAGAGCUUUCAUUUUCUCCCCAUCUUCCUUCCCUUUCUUUCCAGCUUCUUCUUCUUCUUCUUCUUCUUCUUCUUCUUCUUCUUCUUAUAUUCUUCUUAUUAUAUAUAUCUCCCUGUUUUAAACUGCUUCGUUUCCCCCUCCUUGUUCUUCUUGUUCUUGUUGUUGUUCUUCUUCUUUUGAAAUCUUCUAAAGUCCUUUGUUUUCUUCAUUUUCUCUCCCUUUCUAUCCUUGUCUUCCGUCAUUAUCCUGUUUCUUUUCAUCCUUUACUUAUAUUGCCCUUUAUUCGGCGAAAUUUAAAUAGAAGACAAUCAUCGAGAUUUUUUCUGUCUUUUAUCGCAAAUGUAUUUCGCCAUUUCUUUUUCAUUUCUUUCUUUCCUCUAUCACUCCACACCAUUUCUCUUUUCUUUUUUUUUUUUUCAUUCACAGCUUUUCUAUUGACUUUCUCCUUUCUAUUUCCACACUAUUUUUCUUUAAUGUUUUCAUUUUCUUCCCUUUUCAUUCUCUAUCUUUCCAGCGGCUUCGUUUCUUCUUCUUCUUUUUUUAUUUCAAUCUUUUCCCUCCUACUUUUUUCUUCUUCUUUCAAUGUUCUUCCUCCUACUUUUUCUUCUUUCAAUUUUCUUCCUCUGACUUCUUCUUUCAAUCUUAUUCCUUUUACUUUUUCUUCUUUCAAUCUCCUUAUUCCUCCUUUUUCUUCUUCCUGUUUCAAUCGUCUUCCCACUAUUUCUUCUUCUUCAUUCAAUCUUCUUCCUCCUAAUUCUUUUUAUCUCAAUCUUUUUCCCCUUACUUUGUCUUCUUUCAAUAUUUCCACUUCUUCUUCUUCUUCUUUAUUCUUCUUCUUCUUCUUCUUCUUCUUCUUCUUCUUCUUUUUCUUCUUCGUUCAGUCUUCUCGUUCCUCCUUUUUCUUCUUCUUCUUUCAAUCUUCUUCGCCCUACUUCUUAUUUCAAUCUUUUCCUCCUACUUUUUUCUUUUUCUUUCGUUCUCUUUCCAUUUACUUCUUUCUCUUCUUCAACCUUAUUCUCCCUAAUUCUUCUUCUUCUUUCGAUCUUCCUCCUCCGCCUCCUCCUCCUCCUCCUCAUCUUUCUCCUUCUUUUAAUCUUCUUCUUCUUCCCCCGACUUCUUCUUCUUUCUAUUUUCUUCCUCCCACUUCUUCUUCUUUCAAUAUUUUAACUCCUCCCACUUCUUCUUCUUUCAGUCUUUUUCCUCCUACUACCACUUCUUUUUCUUUCAAUAUUUUCUUCUUCCUCCUUCUUUUUCUUCUUCUUCUUCUUUCAAUCUUCUUCCUCUUACUUCUUUAUGCUGGUCUAUAUAUUUUUCUUUCUUUCAUUUUUUUCUUUCUUUUCGUUCUUUCUUUCUUUCUUUCUUUCUUUCUUUAUUCGCCGCUUCCUUAUAAAUACACUUUCCUUCUUGGUCCUUCCUUAUCAAUAUAUUUUCUUUUCUUUUCCCCUUCAUUAAUAAUGCAUAUUUCUUUCUUUCUUUCUUUCUUUCUUUCUUUCAUUUUUCUUUCUUUCUUUCUUUUUUCUUUCUUUCUUUCUUUCUUUCUUUCUUUCUUUCUUUUCCUUCUUUUCCGUCCUUAUCAAUACAUUUUCUUUUUGGUUUUCCUCUUCAUUACUUUCUUUCUUUCUUUUUGUUUAAUACUAAUGCUUUUUGUUUGCUUCCUUCUUUCUUUCCUUUCUUUCUUUCUCUUUCUUUCUUUCUUUUUGUUUAAUACUAAUGCUUUUUGUUUGCUUCCUUCUUUCUUUCCUUUCUUUUUUCAUCCAUUCAUGCUUUCUUUCUUAUUGUUUUGUACUGUUUACUUCCUAGUAUCAUUCUUUCUUUUUCAACUAAUUUCUUUCUUCUAUUUAUUCUUUCUCUCUUUCAUUCAUUCUUUCAUCCUUUCUUUUUCAUUCAUUUAUUUUUUUCAUUCAUGCUAUUUUUCAUUCUUUCAUUCAUUCAAUCAUUAUUCCUGUCAUUCAAUCAUUCCUUUCUUUCAUUCAUUUUAUUUUCAUUCUUUAAUUAAUUCGAUUAUUCCUGUCAUUCAAUCAUUUCUUUUUUUUCAUUCAUGCUGUUUUUCAUUCAUUCAUUCAUUCAUUUUUAUAUUUCAAUACUUAUUAUUUCAUUCAUGCUAUUUUUCAUUAUUUCAUUCAUUAUUUUUUCAUUCAAUCAUUAUUUAUGUAAUUCAAUCAUUUCUUUCAUUCCUUUUCUCUUUCUCUCUUUCUUUUUUCAUUCUUUUUUUUCAUUAUUUAUCUAUUUCAUUCUUUCUUUCUCUCAUUCUUGGCAUCUUUCAUUCUUUCCUACAUUCUAUCUUUUAUUCAAUCAUUAAUUUUUCAUUUAAUCAUUUCUUUAUUUCAUUCAUCAUUAUAUUCUUUCUCUCUUUGUUUCUUUCAUUUUCUCAUUAUUUCUUCCUUCAUUUCACUCUUUCUUUCUUUCUUUCUUUCAUUCAUUCUUUCUUUUUUUCAUACAAUAAUUCAUCAUUUCUUUCUUUCUUUUUCUUUUUUCACAUUUUUUUCGAAUCGCUGUUUGCUUAUUUUUUUUUAAUUCGCCUCUUUCACCGCCUUCAUUAUUUUUACUUUUUCUUCUUUCGCUCGAAGAAUAGCGUGUGGAGAGAGCAUAGAAAGUGGGAAAGAUUACCAAAUGAUUUAAAGAAACAGUGCAAUAAAAAUACAAACUGUUAUCUAUCUAUCUAUCUAUCUAUCUAUCUAUCUAUCUAUCUAUCUAUCUAUCUAUCCCAAUCGGUUCCUAUCUAUCUAUCUAUCUAUCUAUCUAUCUAUCUAUCUAUCUAUCUAUCUAUCACAGUUUAUUUGUCUGUCUGUCUAUCAUUCUAUCUGUCAGUUUGUCAGUCUAUCUAUCUAUCUAUCUAUCUAUCUAUCUAUCUAUCUAUCUAUCUAUCUAUUUAUCUAUCUAUUUCAGUUUGUUAA